Messenger RNA from Acaulospora colombiana, 928 nucleotides. The record is from the annotation of a GenBank genome assembly. Lineage: Eukaryota; Fungi; Glomeromycota; Glomeromycetes; Diversisporales; Acaulosporaceae.
AUGAGCCGAGUAUCGUUCCAUCCCCUCCCUGCGGUAUCGCGUCCGAAUCCUUUGGCAUCAGAUUCUUGGAGAAUACACGCCCCAAGACGGGAGACCAACUCGAAACCUACCGAAACACAGCCAUUGUUCCGAGAGGCGCCCCUCAUCUUUCCCAUCGAGAUAUGGGUGCUCAUUCUAGAUAUCCUUUUGGAACCACUCAAGCGUCCUUAUCUUCACUGCACUGCCGAUACCGUGGCCCUCUAUCAGUCACGCCUCUACAGGCUUUGCAAUACGGACCUAGGGAUCUGGUUUCGAGUCCGAUCGGUUUGUAGAACCUGGAUGCGAAUCGUCGACCAAUGCCCUCACAUGACAUUCCGAACCAAAUGGGAUGGGAGACUUUCGUCUCUGGAAGGGGUCACGAGCAUCUUCAUGGAUUGGUCGGAUGCCGAAAGCGCAAUAUUCCUGCACCAACUUGAAAACCUUCCGGAUGUUACUUCUUCACUCACUACCUUAGAGUUCUCUGAGGGGUGGAUUGUGGAGGAGGAGAGUCCUGUUCAAUUCCUCCUGGAAGGUGGACUGCAACUACCAAGGUUGCAAUGCCUCUCCCUCAGUGUCAAUUACCGUCCAUCUGAAGGCACACGUAUAUGGAACGGGAUCCAGAAGAAAUUUCCCAAUCUUGUAUCCCUCACCUUGAGGAAUGAGAUAGUACAACCAGAUACUAUCGAGCUUAUGCGCCUUGAAAUACUUGAUUUUUGGUCAUCUCCUACCUUAUCAGGUGGUGUCACGACCUACAACCUCCCUUCUCUGAAGCAUUUGUCCAUUCGAGGAGGGAGGUCGGCAUGUAAUACCUUGUUCCGUACGCAUGGAUCUCAACUCGAAUCUCUCUUCAUUUUUGAAAAAAUCGACCACAAGUCUGUGUGGAAAGAAGAGGGAGAAGCUUUGUGGUGCA